AUGGGCACCGAGGGACUCCUGUCUCCUCAGAUGCUGUGGCUGCUCCUCUGGGUACAGCUGUGCAGGGGUGCUCGGGAGGUGAGGCUGGCGGAUGGCGGCAGGCACUGUGCUGGGAGAGUGGAGGUGAAACACAAUGGCAAGUGGGGGACGGUGUGUGGUGACUACUGGAGCAUGAAAGACGCAGUGGUGGUUUGUAAGCAGCUGGGCUGUGGGUCUGCUGUUGGAGCUCCUCAGUAUGGACACUUUGGGGCAGGAUCUGGCCCCAUUUGGAUGGAUGCUGUUGACUGUAAAGGCACCGAGUCUGCCCUGUCUGACUGCAAACACAGAGGAUGGGGUAAACAUUACUGCAUUCACGCUUAUGAUGCUGGCGUGAUGUGUUCAGGAUUUGUCAGGCUGGUGGAAGGGAAGAGCCGCUGCUCAGGACGUGUGGAGAUCCAUGAUGGGGACCAGUGGAAAACUGUCUGUGAUUCACAUUUCAGUCCCAACGCUGCUCAUGUGGUCUGCAGGGAUUUGCAGUGCGGCGUGGCCCUGCCUGUCACUGGGCCAGCUCACUUUGGAGAAGGGGUCAGUCCCAUCUGGGAUGGAGAGCUGCAGUGUGUGGGGAAUGAAUCCCGCCUCAUCUCCUGCCGCAGAGGGUCCUCCAGGGACCAGCCCUGCACCCACGCGAACAGCGCUGUUGUCACCUGCACACAAUACACAGGAUUCAGGCUGGUGAAUGGCAGCACAGCAUGUGCAGGGAGGGUAGAGGUCCAGGUGUUGGGGACCUGGGGGACCCUCUGUGCCUCCCACUGGGAUCUCUCGGAUGCCCACGUUCUCUGUCGUCAACUCAACUGUGGGUUUGCUGAGUCCAUUCCUGGAGGAGAGCAUUUUGGGAGAGGGACUGGCCCUGUCUGGAGAGACUCAUUCCACUGUGACGGGACAGAAGCCCAUCUGAGACAGUGCCCAGUGACCACCCUGGGGGCCUCACCAUGCUCCCACGGGAACAACGCUGCUGUCGUUUGUGCAGGCUCAGCCAGCUUUGCAUCCCUGCGGCUGGUGGGUGGAGGGAGCCGGUGCGACGGACGAGUGGAGAUCUUCCAGCAUGGGACGUGGGGCAGAGUCCUGGAUGACCAGUGGGACGUGCAGGAGGCCAGCGUGGUGUGCCGGCAGCUGCGGUGCGGAGAGGCAGGGACAGCCUACAACCCCCCAAAGCCUGACCGAGGGACGGGUCCCGUGGGGCUGCGAGGGGUCCGGUGCGCAGGGCACGAGGCCAACCUGGCCCUCUGCAACACCUCCCUGCCUGAGAGUGCACCGGUGGCAGGGGUUGCGGAGGACGUGGGAGUCAUUUGCUGGGGGAGCCGGAGGGUCCGGCUGGUGAACGGGUCCGGGCGCUGUGCUGGGAGAGUGGAGAUCUACUACCAGGGCAUCUGGGGGACUGUCUGUGACGAUGGCUGGGACCUGUCUGAUGCCGCCGUCGUUUGCCACCAGCUGGGCUGUGGAGGGGCAGUGGAGGCAGCCGGCUCCGCUCGGUUCGGGGAAGGCUCCGGGCAGAUCUGGCUGGAUGGCGUGAACUGCUCUGGGGCCGAAGCUGCUCUCUGGGACUGCCCUGCCAGGCCCUGGGGGCAGCACGACUGCGGGCACAAAGAGGAUGCGGGAGUCAUCUGCUCAGAGUUCAUGGCCCUGAGGCUGGAGAACAGUGAUGGCUGCUCUGGGCGCCUGCAGGUUUUCUACAACGGGACAUGGGGCAGCAUUUGCUCCAACUCGAUGACUCUCGACACGGUGUCACUGGCAUGCAAGGAGCUGGGCUGCGGCGAUGGAGGAUCCCUGGAAACACAGCUGCCUUAUGGAAGGGUGUCUGGCCCUACGUGGCUGGAUAACGUGCAGUGUGGGGAGAAAACCAGCUCCUUCUGGCAGUGUCCCUCUGCUCCCUGGAACCCACAGUCAUGUGAAGACCCACGAGAGGAGACCCACAUCACCUGCAAUGAAAUGCCCUUGAUCCCGCUGGCCCCAUGCCCCAACUCCACGAGGUGCACAGACAGGGAGAAGAUUCGUGCCGUGGGAGGUGAGGACAGGUGCUCGGGCAGAGUGGAGGUCUGGCACCGUGGCUCUUGGGGGACAGUGUGCGACGACUCCUGGGACAUGCGGGAUGCUGAGGUGGUGUGCAAGCAGCUGGGCUGUGGCCCUGCAGUGUCUGCCCUGCAUGAGGCUGCGUUUGGGAUGGGGAUGGGCCCCAUCUGGCUGGAGCAGGUGGAGUGCCGUGGGACAGAGCUGUCUCUGCAGGACUGCUGGGCACAGCCUGGGGAUGGCGGUGCUUGCCGGCAUAAGGAAGAUGCUGCUGUGAACUGCUCAGCUACACCCAGGACAGCAGCAUCCCCACCCCAAGCAGAUUCCCCCCGGGGCCGUCUGAGUGGCAGCGGGAGAGUCUCAGUGCCCAUCAUCAUCUGCAUCAUCCUGGGGGCCCUUCUCUGCCUGCUCCUGGCCCUCCUGGCUGGGCAAGUGCUAAGCACCAGGGCUGGGCGCAGAGGCUCCAGGAGUGCUCAGGAGCCCUUCCCUGAGGCUGUGUACGAGGAGAUUGGUUACAGCCCAGUGUGGGAGAAGCAGGCGAGGUUUGGUCACUCAGAUGUUCCUGUCCCACCUGGAGGUGACCCAGAAGAGGGUUAUGAUGAUGCCAGGGAGGUUUCUGAUCCAGAGGAGGAUGCUGCCCUUGGGCAGGGAGAGAGGGAAAUGCCCAGGGAGCCAGAGGAGGGAGCAGAGCCCAGGGAUGCACCCAGAGGGCCCAGCCUGCCCUCCUGGAGAAGUGUUGGGGUUCCUGGAGCUGAAGGAGACACGUGGCCCCUGUCCCUGGGGAGCAUGGGCUAUGAUGAUGCUGAAGAGGUGUCUCUGGCACAUCCCCCUGAGGACACAAUGGCUGUGACAUGGGAGCUCUGUGCACAACAGUCCCAGAGCCCCAGGCCGUGAGAGCCUAUCCCUGCUGUGCAGCUGGGUGCAGCCAGGAGGGAGAAGAGGUCUGUGGAGCUGGGAGAGCCGUGA
This is a messenger RNA of Aquila chrysaetos chrysaetos, 3009 nucleotides long. Its product is annotated as scavenger receptor cysteine-rich type 1 protein M130-like. Lineage: Eukaryota; Metazoa; Chordata; Aves; Accipitriformes; Accipitridae. The record is from RefSeq and is a predicted model, not a curated record. Gene Ontology annotation, cellular component: membrane.